This is a messenger RNA of Neoarthrinium moseri, 807 nucleotides long. RefSeq lists its product as uncharacterized. The transcript is spliced from 2 exons. The record is from RefSeq and is a predicted model, not a curated record. The coding region runs from base 1 to 807 and encodes 268 amino acids. Lineage: Eukaryota; Fungi; Ascomycota; Sordariomycetes; Amphisphaeriales; Apiosporaceae.
AUGUCGAAUGUAGCUCAAGGUGCAAAUGCUCGCGAGCACUUCAAAGAGCACGGUUGGGUUCGUGUCCCGUCUGUUAUCUCUAAGGAGCAAUCCGACGAAGUUCUUCGGAAGCUCUGGAAGGUAAAAGAAACAGUCGAGGCACGGGGCGAAGACACCCACCUUGCCUUCCUAGACCCAAACCCCAGCAAUGUUCGUAUCUUCUAUCUGAUGGAACUGGAUAAGAUCUUCCGCGACCUUAUCUUCCAUCCUACUGCUCUGGAUAUGGCAAAAACCGUGUUGGGGGGUAACUUCAUCAUAUCCAACUUCACGGCGAACAUUGCAAGACCCGGUGCUCGGUCCAUGGCUCUGCAUUCGGAUCAGAGUUUAGUUUUCGAGGAGCCUUGGAAGACAGUACAAGCCAUGAAUGUUAUCUGGUGUCUCACCGAUGUUACCAAGGAAAACGGCGCGACACUAUAUAUACCGGGCUCGAACAAGAUCGUGACUCGCGACGAGGUGCCGAAGAAUGCCCCGGAACUUUUAGUUCCAUUCGAAGCCAAAGCUGGCGACAUCAUUGCCAUGGACGGUCGUGUCUGGCAUACAAGCGGCUCGAAUGUCACGAAGGACGAAGACCGUGCGCUCCUCUUUGGUUACUACACCUCACCGCACAUCCGUCAGCAGGUCAAUUGGACGGCGAAGUUGCCCAAAGAGAUCCAGGACAGUCUGGACCCGGAGCAAAAGUCGCUGCUAGGGCUAGAUCCUGUUGCCAAUCUUGGUCUGGCGGGCGAAUUGAAAUACUUGUCGGAGCAAUAUCCAGAAUAUGUCAAAUAG